AUGAUUUCAAGUGCCAUAAAGACCAACUCUGGUCGUCGUUCUUACCAUUUAUUGAAAAAUAAUUCUAAAAAUUUAACUUCAAUCAUCAACAAAAGAUUUAAUGCUACAACUUCAACAGCUACAAGACCAAAACCUGCUCCACAAUUUGCUCAAACUAUAAAUACAAAUGAAUCCAAGAUCCAACCACCAUCUCCAUUAAACAAGAAAAAUCAAACUCAAGCCCUUGAUGAUUCAUUUGUAGGACUUACAGGUGGUCAAAUUUUCCAUGAAAUGAUGAUGAGACAUAAAGUUGAUACUGUUUUCGGUUAUCCAGGUGGUGCUAUCUUACCAGUUUAUGAUGCCAUUUAUAACUCUGAAAAAUUCAACUUCGUUUUACCAAGACAUGAACAAGGUGCUGGUCAUAUGGCUGAAGGUUAUGCUAGAGCUUGUGGUAAACCAGGUGUUGUUUUAGUUACAUCAGGUCCAGGUGCCACCAAUGUUGUUACACCAAUGGCUGAUGCUCUUGCCGAUGGUGUUCCUUUAGUUGUUUUCACUGGUCAAGUUGCUACAAGUGCUAUUGGUACUGAUGCCUUCCAAGAAGCUGAUGUUGUUGGUAUUUCAAGAUCUUGUACUAAAUGGAACGUUAUGGUUAAAGAUGUUUCAGAAUUACCAAGACGUAUUAAUGAAGCUUUUGAAAUCGCUACUAGUGGUAGACCAGGUCCAGUUUUAGUUGAUUUACCAAAAGAUGUUACCGCUGCUAUCUUGAGAGAAGCUAUUCCAAUUAAAUCUACAAUUCCUUCAAAUACUUUAGAAGAAAUUACUAAAGCCGCUACAACUGAAUUUGUUUUAGCUUCAAUCAAAAGAUCUGCUAAUUUAUUAAAUCAAGCCAAAAAACCAGUCUUAUACGUUGGUGCUGGUAUCUUAAAUAGUGAAGAUGGUCCAAAAUUAUUAAAAGAAUUAUCUGAUAAAGCUCAAAUCCCAGUUACAACUACUUUACAAGCUUUAGGUGCAUUUGAUCAAGAAGAUCCAAAAUCUUUAGAUAUGUUGGGUAUGCAUGGUUCUGCUUUUGCUAAUUUAGCUAUGCAAAAUGCUGAUUUAAUUAUUGCAUUAGGUGCAAGAUUUGAUGAUCGUGUUACUGGUAACAUUUCUAAAUUUGCUCCAGCUGCUAAAAAAGCCGCUUUAGAAGGUAAAGGUGGUAUUGUUCAUUUUGAAAUCAGUGCUAAAAACAUUAAUAAAGUUGUUCAAGCAAAUGAAGCUGUUGAAGGUGAUGUUACACAAAAUUUAAGAAGUUUUUUACCAUUAAUUAAAAAAGUUGAUGAAAGACCAACAUGGUUUAAUCAAAUUAAAGAAUGGAAACGUAAAUAUCCAUAUGAUUAUCAAAGAGAAACUCCAGGUUCAAAAGUUAAACCACAAACUUUAAUUGCUGAAAUUUCAAGACUUUGUAAUGAAUCAGGUAGAGAAACUAUUGUUACCACUGGUGUUGGUCAACAUCAAAUGUGGGCUGCUCAACAUUGGACUUGGAAAAAUCCAAGAACUUUUAUAACAUCAGGUGGGUUAGGUACCAUGGGUUAUGGUUUACCAGCUGCUAUUGGUGCUCAAAUUGCUAAACCAGAUGCUAUUGUUGUUGAUAUUGAUGGUGAUGCUUCAUUUAACAUGACUUUAAUGGAAAUGUCAAGUGCAGUUCAAGCUAAAGCUCCAGUUAAAGUUUGUGUUUUAAAUAAUGAAGAACAAGGUAUGGUUACUCAAUGGCAAUCAUUAUUUUAUGAACAUCGUUAUUCUCAUACACAUCAAACUAAUCCUGAUUUUAUGUUAUUAUCUCAAGCUAUGGGUUUCAAAGGUAUUAGAAUUGAAACUCAAGAAGAAAUGUUACCAAAAUUAAAAGAAUUUAUUGAAGCUAAAGAACCUGUUUUAUUAGAAGUUUUAGUUGAAAAGAAAGUUCCAGUCUUACCAAUGGUUCCAGGUGGUAAAGCUUUAGAUGAAUUUAUUGUUUUCGAUGCUGAAGUGGAGAAACAACAAAAGGCAUUACGUGCUCAACGUACUAAUGGUUUACAUUAA
Molecule: messenger RNA, 2034 nt
Organism: Hansenula ciferrii
Lineage: Eukaryota; Fungi; Ascomycota; Saccharomycetes; Phaffomycetales; Wickerhamomycetaceae
Gene: ILV2
Product: acetolactate synthase catalytic subunit
Exons: 1
Coding region: 1-2034 (677 amino acids)
Biological process (GO): L-valine biosynthetic process
Cellular component (GO): mitochondrion; acetolactate synthase complex
Molecular function (GO): thiamine pyrophosphate binding; flavin adenine dinucleotide binding; magnesium ion binding
Source: RefSeq, a predicted model, not a curated record